Messenger RNA from Vicia villosa (hairy vetch), 2031 nucleotides. RefSeq names its product wall-associated receptor kinase-like 1. Gene Ontology annotation, cellular component: plasma membrane. Gene Ontology annotation, molecular function: nucleic acid binding; protein serine/threonine kinase activity; ATP binding. The record is from RefSeq and is a predicted model, not a curated record. The transcript is spliced from 7 exons. The coding region runs from base 1 to 2031 and encodes 676 amino acids. Lineage: Eukaryota; Viridiplantae; Streptophyta; Magnoliopsida; Fabales; Fabaceae. Gene Ontology annotation, biological process: protein phosphorylation; cell surface receptor signaling pathway.
AUGGAUGAACCUCAUUGCUAUGCACACAAAUGGUUUGAAAUAGAAUGCAAAUUAGGCAGAAAUUCUUCUGAUAUUCCUAAACCUUACUUGAAGUCGUUAAAUCUUGAGGAUGAAAACACAUUUCUAGCUGUGGGAUGUAACAAUCUUGCUUUUCUUCAGUCAAACGGGACAACUGUUGGUGGUUGUGUAUCAAUUUGCGACAACAACAGUAACAAUUUCAUGGGAAUAGAAAUUAGUUUAAAUAGUUGUAGUAAGAAGUUUUGUAAUUAUUGCAAGAAGCGGGGCCAUAUUAUCUCUGAUUGUCCCACCCGUCCUCCACGAUCAACACAACGUUCGGUGCAAGCAUUUUCUGCUAGUACAAGCUCUGCAGUUGGUCCUUCCAUCAUCAAUCCAUCUAAUGGUGGUGCUCUCCAACCUGAAAUAAUCCAACAGAUGGUACUUUCCGCUCUAUCAACCUUGGGAAUUCAGGGUAACUACGAUUGUAAUGGAAGGUAUUGUUGUAAGACUUCUUUGCCUUCACAUCUUUCAGAGUUUAAUGCAACACUCAGAGGUUUAAGCGAACUGAGUAGUGGUGGGUGUGGUUAUGCUUUAAUUGCAAGUAGUAGUUAUUUGUUAAGAUUAGAUAGUCCAAUUAUGAGUAAUUAUGAGACUGAAGAGAAAUUGAAUGAGUUGAAGAAUAUGGAAUAUGCUCCCCAAGACGAUGACUAUGACUCUCCCUACCCUGAUGGAGAAUACUAUGGCAAUCCAUACAUUGCUGGAGGCUGUAAAGAUACAGAUACAGUUCCAAAGUACUACUUUCAUAAGAAUAAUCGAUGGAACAAGUGGGUCAUUGUAGGAAUUGCAUCAAGUCUCGGAUCCAUCGGUUUCCUCAUCGGUCUACUGUUUUUGUACAAAGUUUUGAAACGAAGAAUGAUAAAGAAACGCAAGGAAAAAUUCUUCAAAAGAAAUGGUGGUUUGUUGUUGCAAAAAAGAAUAUCUUCAGGAGAAGUCAACAUUGACAGAACCACUCUAUUCACUUUAAGGGAUUUAAAGAAAGCAACUGACAAUUUCAAUAAGGAUAGAAUUCUUGGAAAGGGAGGCCAAGGCACUGUUUACAAAGGCAUGUUGGUGGAUGGUAAAAUUGUUGCAGUGAAAAAGUUUAAGGUUGAAGGAAAGGUUGAAGAGUUCAUAAAUGAGUUUGUUAUUCUUUCACAAAUCAACAAUAGAAAUGUUGUUAAAUUAUUGGGGUGUUGUUUGGAGACAGAAAUUCCUUUGCUUGUUUAUGAAUUCAUUCCCAAUGGCAAUCUUUUUGAGUAUUUGCAUGAUCAAAAUGAGGACAUACCAAUGACAUGGGACAUGCGUUUGAGAAUUGCUUGUGAAGUUGGUGGUGCUUUAUUUUAUUUGCACUCAGUUGCAUCUCAACCAAUUUAUCAUAGAGAUGUCAAAUCAACAAAUAUACUAUUGGAUGAAAAGUAUAGGGCAAAAUUAGCCGACUUUGGAGCAUCAAGAAUAAUUUCAAUUGAAGCAACUCACCUUACCACAAUGGUUCAAGGUACUUUUGGAUACUUAGACCCUGAAUAUUUUUACACUAGUCAAUUUACAGAGAAAAGUGAUGUUUACAGCUUUGGAGUAGUCCUUGCUGAACUUUUAACUGGUAAGAAACCAAUAUCUUCUACAAAAAUAUCUGGGGAAUCACAAAAUUUAGCUUCCUAUUUUGUUCAGUGUAUAGAGGAGAAUAUGUUGUUUGACAUAAUGGACAAAAGGGUCACAAAAGGAGGGGAGAAAGAACAUAUCAUUGCAGUUGCAAAUCUUGCAUAUAGAUGCUUAGAAAUAAAUGGAAGAAAACGACCAACUAUGAAAGAAGUCACAUUAGAAUUGGAAGGGAUUAGGGGAUUCAAUAAGAAGCUUAAUGCACAGCCAAAUGACAAGGAAAUUGAGUUUUCUGGAAUUGAACAAUGCCAACCUUGGGAUGGGUUUUCUGCAUCAAAUUCAUUACCAAUUAUGAGUAGCCAAACACACUCGGAGGUUAUGCACAUUCUGGCAAUAGAAUAG